Drosophila ficusphila is the source of this 1860-nucleotide messenger RNA. RefSeq lists its product as uncharacterized. Lineage: Eukaryota; Metazoa; Arthropoda; Insecta; Diptera; Drosophilidae. Gene Ontology annotation, molecular function: protein-folding chaperone binding; misfolded protein binding. The record is from RefSeq and is a predicted model, not a curated record. The transcript has 2 exons. Bases 787 to 1860 code for a protein of 357 amino acids. Gene Ontology annotation, cellular component: endoplasmic reticulum.
CUGAUCAAAGAUAACAUAUUUAUCGAUUUGCGAGCGCUUUUAAGGGCAGCACUUGGUUCUAUCAGCUUUAGUUAAUACAGUAUAAUUCGCUUAACUGCAUCGAGUCGAUUGCAGUGAUUUUGGAGGCAGCUAUCUUAAAAAGGCAGCUAACGUAAUUUUUAUAAACUGUCUAAAAAAAAAAAACUUUUGAAUUUCGUCUUGAUUUUUAAUUAUACGGUUUAUUGUUGAUCUGUCACACUUGUAUUUCGUGCAGAGAACACUUUUAUCAACUUUUUCACUGACAGCCGUAAUAAUUUGGAGCUUUUCUUUUAAAGUUAAGCCAACCAAGCGCUUCACUUUACCCAUUUUUACGAUUAGGAAUGAUUUAUGCACACAAAUGGCACGAUCAAAACAAACGAAAAACGGACAUGCGCAAAGAGAUGCAAGCGUUGCCAUAUGCACAAAAAAAGAUACAUGAUUAAAACUCAUAAAUUUGUUGUUUCCAAAUUCGAAUCCUAGAUGGCGCAGUUAAGUUGGAUGAUAUUCAUAGAAUAAGACAGUUAAAUUCUGCCGAAACGAGGCACUUAAGUGCGAAAGGCAGCUAACUUGAAUGCAGCAAACGUAAUUAAUUUCAUACAAAUGAGACCAUAAAUGCAGAAAAAAAUAGAAAUAAGGCAGUUAUCUUGACGAUGCAGCUAAGCAUCGAGGCAGUUAAGCGAAUUAUACUGUACACAUCAAUAUAUUACGUGCAUCUUGGGACUUCCCCGUAUCUAAAAAAACCAGUUUCAAUAGUUGUGCCCAAUCAAAAUGGAUUACUCUCGUCAGGAUCCCCACCAUGUUUUGGGACUGCCUAGAAACUCAUCCAAAGAACUUAUUAAAAAAACCUUUAGACAAUUAUCCCUGCAAUUUCAUCCCGACAAAAACAGUGGCGGAUCGGAGAAGUUCGUGCAGAUCGCAAGUGCUUACCGCAUCCUGAUGAAUACCAAAACUCGAGCUUCAUCAGUCGAGCUCGUCAAUCCCGACAAGAACUCUACUCUAUCUGAAAACUCAUCUGAAUGGGCAAAACAAUUCUUCCCAGUUCCCAGCGAAGACAAUUUUAACGAAAAAGUCAAGGUGGCUGUAUUUAUCGGAGGCGUGCUAGUUGGAGCAUACAUAUCGUACAGAAUGUUCCAUACCCUUCAUUCUACGCUGCCAGUUCCGGAGACAGUCAUUCAGCAAAGUGUCGGCCAGGAAGUCAGUGAAAUGCACCCUGCUUCUUUGUGGACUUUGAUUUCUUGGCUGGCCGCCUUGAGAUCUAAAAGGUUACUAGGGCUCGGCAAAUUGACUUCGAGACUUCCCACUAACACCCUUACAACUGGAUUAUCUUCUGCUGCCGAUCGCGUGGCCGAAACAGCAACCCAAGGAACUCGAUCCGUAAUUUCUUCUGCGAACACAAACUCGCCCUUAUCUUCUGCAGCCAAUGUUGUCGCAAAAUCUUUAACACCAAAACCACAAAUUAAACUUAAUUCGGCUGCGGAGGUAGCGGCCAAAACCAUUACCCAAGCUUCUCAGGCGGCUUUAGCUUCUGCUUCCAAGCCCUUGAGCCCGGGACCACACAAUGAGCCGCCUGCUCUUAAAUAUAAAGCUACUAAAUUGUUGAUCGGACUACUCAGAUAUUGGAAAUGGGCCAAGAAAUUUCUACCCAAGGGUGCUGGCUUCAGCUCAACUUGGGAGAUGGCAUCCGUUAAUGGCACAGUUCGUCAGUUAUGUUCGGUUUCUUCAUCUGCUGCAAGAAGCACCGCCAAAGUCUUAAAAGUAGGAGCAUUGAAGGCAAUGGCUAUGCGACCAGAUAAUGCUGCUAUUGUGAUUCCUUUUAGCUCUGCUAUUACGAGCAGCAGCUAG